AAUAAUUUUUAUUUCAGAAAUUAAGAUGGACGGUGUUGAAAGAGUAAAAAGUACUGCCAAGAGAGAGCUACGAAGUGUUGAAGAAUCCAAACUAAAAGUGAUCGACUUCGUGGAACACAUUUUGGAAAAGAAAUUGAGCAAACUUCGAACUGCCAACGACGAGCUACAACGUCAUGAUCAAACAUCAGAUUCGUUUAUAAACACUUACAGCAUCUUCGAAGACGAUUUGAAAGAAAUGAACAAAUUGUGUAAUUUAAUUCCCCUGUUUUUGAACAAAUUCGUUCCGCGUGAAGAAACGGUUUCCCGUGAAAUCCCUGUGGAAAAUCGUGUAAACAGUCCUCCAAGACCUGAAAACUCUGCAAAAGACAGUCAAUCUAAAAAAGUGAAUCAGAAGUCGACGGAGAAAAAAUUGGCGCUUGAUGAACUGUUGCCGAAAAAUGAUCUGGGUAAACAAUUCAAGGGAUUUUUGGUACACCUGGAAGGACCAAAUCAAAUUUACUGUGCUCCUAGAAACAUGCUGUCAAAAUACGACGAAUUAGCGGAAAAACUUAAGAAGUUUCAGACAAGAGAGCGGCUUAAUCUUCGUGACCUCGCUCUUCCGACUUUGGCUCUUGUCCCGUCUAAAAAGUACCCAGGAUCAAUUUUUCGGGCGUUUGUCAUGUCCAAAGACGCAGUAAACAAAACUUGUACAGUUAUGUUUGCUGAUUGGGGCGACCAGGAAAUAGCCCGGAUGGACGAAGUUUACAAAAUUCCACCCGCCUUUUGUCUUCUACCGCCAGUGGUGAAAAUUGAACUGACUUACUCGUCAGGUGGCAUUAGAAUACCGAAUGAGCAGUUGUUACCAGAAAGGAAAACAACAAAAGAGUUGUUGAAGAAACAUUUAAUUGGCAAGGAUGGAUUUUCCAAACGAAUUGACGUCAUUGUCUUCGAACAGCCACAGAAACCAGGAGAUGCUUUUGGAGUUUAUGCUUCAGUUGAAGGAGUUUCUGUUCUCGAAGCAAUUGCGGAGCAACUAAAGCUAAGGUGCGGUGGUGAUGGAGCAAAAUCUAGUCAUGUACAAACAUCAUUAAAUUCAGGCCGUCAAACUAAAUCAUCGACAUCAGUGAAAACACCCUUCUAUGGUUUUGAAGCUCCAGAAGAAAACGUUGAUGAAAUUCACAAAUUAGAGGAGAUCGAGGCGUCCAAAAAGCUUGAUACGUUCUUACAGAAAAGUAACUUUGGAAUCGCUGCUCUUCAAAGUGCUUACUUGAAUCCAGAUGAUGAGCCACCGAUGUUACCGGAUGAAGACGUCGUGUCAUGUAGACCUCAGUCACCUGUGGGAAGCGAUAUAACGUCAGUUAGUCAGAGGGAAGCCAGAAGACCCUUUGUGUUUGGGAACAAUUUCGGGUAAUUGGAAAGAGAUGAUUCUCAAUAGCCAUAGAAGUUGAAAUGCUUAAUCUCGAAGUGAUUUGGUCACAUAUGCACAAGUUAAUUCGCGAAUUCGUUUUUAGAGCUCCGUUGACAGAAUAGAUAUCUAUAAACUCUACUUCAAGCAUUGGUUGAGAAGUAAAAUUCAGUUUGUGCUAAGUUUUGUUGCAGUUUCUUUGAUAUUUGUCAAUCAUUUCAAAUGAAUUACCAUAACCAUUGCUUCGUAUUAUAUGAAAUUGAAGUAAAUUUGUCA
Symsagittifera roscoffensis is the source of this 1660-nucleotide messenger RNA. RefSeq lists its product as uncharacterized. Lineage: Eukaryota; Metazoa; Xenacoelomorpha; Acoela; Convolutidae. The record is from RefSeq and is a predicted model, not a curated record. The transcript has 5 exons. Bases 26 to 1390 code for a protein of 454 amino acids.